ACAUAUAAAAUUUGAAUACUUAAGUGUAAUAAAAUGGUUCCAGAAUAUGCUGAAUUUGUUGUUAUUCAUAUGAUUUUUGCAACCAGGGAUAAGCCUUUAAUGAUGACUCGAAGGCGUGAUCGACCAAGCAGUACAUUGUCACAAGUAAAAGAUUGGUAUAGGCGAUCUUUCUCAAAAGAAGUAAAUGCCCUCAAUCAGACAGAUUGCCCAAUACGAUUAAGCAUACGAGAAUGGAGAAUAUUUUCUGGUGACAAAAAACUUUUCACCGUGGACGAUUUACAUUUCGAACAAAUUUUCAUAAUACUCGGUGUGGAUGCAUGGCAUUGGAUAUUUUUUAAGAAGGACAGAACUCACAUUCGAUUGGAAGGUAGUGCUGUAAUUCCUUUUUCAUAUUGUGGUUGUUGCAUUUUUAAUCAAUAUCCACGUAUUUUGGAAGCUAUCAAAUCUACACGGAAUACAAAAGCUCAAAAAAAGUGAAAAACAAAAAUAGAUUGAUUAAAUAUGUAGUUAUUAAGUAAUUUUAAGUGAGAUUUUUUAUCGAAAAUAAAUUUCAAGUUUUAGUUAAGUCAAAUGCAAGCAAA
Eupeodes corollae is the source of this 581-nucleotide messenger RNA. RefSeq lists its product as uncharacterized. The record is from RefSeq and is a predicted model, not a curated record. The coding region runs from base 34 to 477 and encodes 147 amino acids. NCBI's taxonomy places the organism in Eukaryota, Metazoa, Arthropoda, Insecta, Diptera, Syrphidae. The transcript is spliced from 3 exons.